Messenger RNA from Didymella exigua CBS 183.55, 1293 nucleotides. RefSeq lists its product as uncharacterized. The coding region runs from base 1 to 1293 and encodes 430 amino acids. Lineage: Eukaryota; Fungi; Ascomycota; Dothideomycetes; Pleosporales; Didymellaceae. The record is from RefSeq and is a predicted model, not a curated record. The transcript is spliced from 3 exons.
AUGGUCGAGCAGCUCCGCUCCUUCGAUAUGGACAUCCCGACAGCUUCGCUAUCGUAUCAGGCAGGCGGCCUCCAGGGCUCCUUCACGUUCGCGCAGAUCGUCACGUCUGUUCUCUGGGGGCGGGCUGCCGACUCGCCGCUCUUCGGGUGGCGGACGGUGCUGCUCAUCGGCUUCGUGGGAACGGGCAUGAGCUGUGUUGGCGUUGGGUUUAGCCAGAGUUUCGUGGAGAUGAUUACGUCGAGGGUGCUGGGCGGGGCAGUGAAUGGGACCGUGGGCGCCGCGAGGACAAUGGUCGCGGAGAGCGUGCAGGCGAAGUGGCAUUCGGGGGCGUUUCUGGCUGCUGCCUGCCACCCGCACACAUUCAGCGGCUCGUACGCAGCGAGUCUGCUUGAAGCGUUUCCGUACGCACUGCCUAGUCUGCUUUACACUACGCUGCUGUUCAUGGAAGCGGGCCUGGUCGUCGCGUUUCCAGACGAGACUGCCCACGAAGAGAUGCUUGGUCGACCAGAUGGCAGACAUAAACGCAGCCAGAACAGCCACGCAACAGCCCACCUCCCCUUCUCCAUAAUCUGGACCGCCAACGCGCUCUGGACGCUCCUCAGCGUCGCCAUCUUCGACCUGCACAUGGGCGCCUUCUCCGGGCUGUGGAUCAUCUUCCUCUCCACAUCGCGAGGCGCCGACCGCACAGCCAGCGCGAGCGCGACACGCUUCACAGGCGGUCUAUCCUUCUCGCUCGGUCUCUUUGGCUCUUCACUCGCCAUCCUCGGCAUCCCCGGUCUCAUGCCGCAGAUCCUGCGGUACCCGUGGGCCAACACGCGCUUCGGCCUGAUGCGCUGUUUCUGGUCUUCCCUACUGGUCUUCCCCUUUGCGUAUCUGCUCGCUCCCUAUCUGGCUCUCCUACCAUCGGCGACGGCGGCGCCGCAGCCAGCCUCCGGCGUGUUGGUGUGGCUCGGGAUAAGCCUGGUGCUCAUGCUGCAGGUUUCAGCGCGCACGUUUGCGCUGCCUGCGAGUAUCAUCUUGGUGAACAACGCGAGUCCGCAUCCCAGGGUUUUGGGGAUGAUUCAUGGCGUGGGCCAAAGUGUGAGCUCUGCGAUGCGGACGCUGGGCCCCGUGGCGGGGGGGUAUUGGUUUGGACUGGGGCUGGAGAAGGGGAUGGUUGGGCUGGGCUGGUGGGCGAUCGCGGGGAUUAGUGCGCUUGGGUGCAUUGCCAGUCUUUGGGUGAAGAACGAGUCCGGGUAUGAAGUUCUUCUUCAGGAAGAAGACACUAGUAGCGGUGAAAGCAGUAGGGGUUAA